AUGACUUAUGAAACUGCUCAAUAUCUCGUAUUGGGCAAUGCACAAAAUCAUUCUUGUCCCUCGGCCCAUUUGAUUUGGCAUCAUGGGAAAUUCAAGAUUAAGCACCACAAGACGCAGAGCCCCAGGAACCGGAAUCAUAGAGGUAAUAAAGAGGAUACCAUUGACCCUGGUGAAGAAGGGAAUCAAUUUACACUAUUCCUUGAAUCCAUCCCGCAUGACUCACGUCAAUUAAUAAGUGAUCCAUGUUUGGACGAGGGAACAUCUGCAUAUCAACGAUACAAGGGCAAUUCAAAAGAAGUAUGGAGUGGUGUCUAUGAAUAUGACGCAUACGUAGAUCAAUGGAGUUUGAUUUUGUAUGACGAAUUUGGUGGCAGUGGACGCAAGAUUUGGAUGUGGUUGAAAACUAGAGAUGUUGAGAUGUUGCCCAGGGGUAGAGUUACUAAAAAGAAGAAGAUAUAUGUGGAUGCGUGA
Molecule: messenger RNA, 471 nt
Organism: Lodderomyces orthopsilosis Co 90-125
Lineage: Eukaryota; Fungi; Ascomycota; Pichiomycetes; Serinales; Debaryomycetaceae
Exons: 1
Coding region: 1-471 (156 amino acids)
Biological process (GO): budding cell apical bud growth; 'de novo' protein folding
Cellular component (GO): endoplasmic reticulum; endoplasmic reticulum membrane
Source: RefSeq, a predicted model, not a curated record